GAGAAGUGGUGCGUGUAAGGCGGAUAAGAGACUAAAACGAUAUCGGAAAUAGGGCGUUUCGCAAUGGAUUAUUAGCGUCCGUAAAAAUGGUGCACUAGUACUGUCAUUCUCUUCAUCGCCACAGCCAAUAACUGGACCAUAAAAUGCGAGGUGUUCUAGUGCAUUGGCCGAUGGUGAAAGGAGCUACAGGUCCUCGCCACUUAGCAGGAGCGGCACCGCCGUGCCCGCUGGUCUCAAGUGAUCCAAGUCGUCUUGUCGUACCUCAGCGAGCGCAAGCUGAAGAGCCAGCCCAAAGGUAUAGUGUUCGUUUGUAUGUUGAAGUAAUAUAUUUUCCAACGAAGACAAAGAUGGUGCGGGGUAUCAAGAAGGCUAGGAAGAGAUGCCUCGCUCGACAGAUGGAUUCGGCAACGUUUAAUAGAUGGCCAAUGACAAAAUGUGACGGCAAUGAGGUGAUCUUAUGAGCGUCUAAGGUAUUUGAGAGAUGUUUCGGUGGUG
This is a messenger RNA of Suillus subaureus, 495 nucleotides long. RefSeq lists its product as uncharacterized. The transcript has a single exon. The record is from RefSeq and is a predicted model, not a curated record. Lineage: Eukaryota; Fungi; Basidiomycota; Agaricomycetes; Boletales; Suillaceae. The coding region runs from base 144 to 461 and encodes 105 amino acids.